AUGAGCACGGCAGCAGCAACGGUACCAAUUGCGAGGAGCACGAGUGCAAGUACUCCUGGAAUCGUGAUUCCUGAAGGGCACACCCUUCAUACUGAAAACAACUCGCACAUCUUGAUAUCUUCCAAGGACGAAGCAUUCCUAAAUCCUGUCCAGGAAUUCAACCGGGAUCUCAGUGUCGCGUGCAUCCGCAUAUGGAGCGAGGAGAUUAAUAGGGAGAAGGAGGCAAAGUGGAAGCAGGGUCAGGAAAGGAGAGCGAAGAGAGCAACAACGGACGUAGCGGAAGGGAAGGAGGCUAAGAAGGUGAAAGGUAUGUGCAAGGAAUUCGGGGUUGUUGUGGAGAUGCUGUUGCUGCUGCCGUGCCCUCUGACUGACACCUUCCGUCUAGUCGACAAUGCCAGUGGGUCUUCCCUGUCGGUUGCCCAGGCCGAGGGCCAUGAUAUGGAAAAGUCUAGCACACUCCAGACACCCGAAGGUUUCACGAGGAACAUAGAGUAUCGGCCCUACAAGUUCGUUCUGCUCGAAGCCCUCUCGGCAACGGGGUUACGAUCCAUCCGAUAUGCGAAGGAGAUUCCACUUGUGAGAUUUGUGGUAGCGAAUGACCUUUCUGAAUCCGCAACAGCAGCCAUGAGAAGGAACGUCGACCUCAACGGCCUCGGUCCAAGUCCUGAGACAGGUGAAGGCAAGGUCCGCGUAAACGAAGGUGACGCCUGUGCUCUCAUGUACAAUCACCGCACAGAAAAGUCGCGUGUCGAUGUUGUGGAUUUGGAUCCCUACGGUACAGCAGCACCAUUCCUUGACGCUGCUGUACAAGCUGUAACCGACGGUGGUCUCCUAUGUGUCACUUGCACUGACUUAGCGGUCCUUGCUACGACCAAUUAUUUUGAGAAAUGUUUCUCGAAUUACGGUGGUGUUCCCGUGAAAGCUGAGUAUUGUCACGAGGCGGCCCUCCGACUCGUCUUUAACACCAUCUCCACAUCUGCGAGUAGGUAUGGUCGUUAUAUCGAGCCACUCUUGGCCCUCUCUGUCGACUUCUAUGUCCGCCUAUUCGUUCGCGUCCAUUCUGGUGCUGUCGAAGUUAAAAAGGCAGCUAGUAACACUUCGAUGUACUACAUUUGUUCUGGGUGUCAAUCCUUUUUUGAGCAAAAACUAGGAAGGACGAUUGAAAAGGUCAACGAGAAAACAGGUGCUAGGAGUUACCAGUUUAAAACCCAAGUUGGGCCACCAGUUCCAUCAGAAUGCUCUGAUUGUGGGUUCCCUCUACAUGUGUCUGGUCCCAUGUGGGCUGGGCCCCUUCACAACCCCGAAUUCGUCUCAAAGGUGCUUGAGCACGUGGAAGGCAACUUAGACAAGUAUGGAACAUCGGCCCGAAUGAGGGGCAUGCUAACCGUGGCGAAAGAGGAGCUUCACACACCGUUCUAUUUCACGCCAGCUAGAGUCGCAGGUUUCUUCCACUGCACCACUCCAUCACUCGAGGAGGUUGCUUCGGCGCUCCUGCACGCGGGCAGUGAUGUUUCGCGAUCCCACGCCUGUCCUGGUUCGCUGAAAACGACUGCAUCACGUACAGACAUAUACGACGUGUUCAGGUGCUGGGUGAAGAAGCAUCCUGUCAAAAUGGACAAGAUCUCGAACACAUCCCCGGCAGCUCGGCUUUUAGCGAAGGAACCGAGAACGGAAGCGAACUUCACCAAACACCCAAAAUCUGUUACACAGUCAUCAAAAGUCAAAUUAGUGCGCUACCAACAAAACCCAUUACCCAACUGGGGACCCGGUUCCAAAGCGUCUGGCAUAAAACGAAAGAGGAACGGAGAAGAUAAUGAAUAG
Messenger RNA from Pisolithus orientalis, 1821 nucleotides. RefSeq names its product tRNA methyltransferase. The coding region runs from base 1 to 1821 and encodes 606 amino acids. Gene Ontology annotation, biological process: tRNA N2-guanine methylation. Gene Ontology annotation, molecular function: RNA binding. The transcript is spliced from 12 exons. Gene Ontology annotation, cellular component: nucleus. Lineage: Eukaryota; Fungi; Basidiomycota; Agaricomycetes; Boletales; Pisolithaceae. The record is from RefSeq and is a predicted model, not a curated record.